CAGCUUUAAUCUCCACCACUAAUGGAAGUUAAAGUUAAAGCUGAAUCUGAAUCAUCAACAGAAACAAAUGAGGAAGAAGUUAUUAACUUCAAUCCAAGAAAUCUCCAGAAGUAUAUAGGUGUUCGAAAACGUCCAUGGGGAAAAUUUGCAGCUGAAAUUAGAGAUUCAACAAGAAAUGGAAUUAGGGUUUGGCUUGGAACUUUUGAUACUGCUGAAGAAGCUGCUAUGGCUUAUGAUCAAGCUGCAUUUUCUAUGAGAGGUGCACAAACUUGCUUGAAUUUUUCAGUUGAAAAAGUGCGCGAUUCGUUACAGAGAAUGGAAUGUAGUUACUUGAAAGAUGGAUUAAUGUCACCAGCUGUUGCCCUAAAAGAGAAACACAAGAAAAGAAAUAGUAGUAAUUCAAGAAAAGAAGGGAAAAAGAAGCAAGUGAAUAUUAAAGAAGAAGAAGAAGAAGAAGAAGAAGAAGAGAAUGUGUUUAUAUUUGAAGACUUAGGUCCUGAUCUAUUAGAUGAACUCUUAUCUCAGAAUUAUUCCUCUUGUUCAAAUUAUUAAUCUACUAAUUUUCCCAUCUGUAAGUAAUCUACUCCUUGUUCAUGGUUUUUGUUUUAUAAUUCUUUUUUAA
Molecule: messenger RNA, 622 nt
Organism: Nicotiana tabacum (common tobacco)
Lineage: Eukaryota; Viridiplantae; Streptophyta; Magnoliopsida; Solanales; Solanaceae
Source: RefSeq, a predicted model, not a curated record